Molecule: messenger RNA, 2740 nt
Organism: Amyelois transitella
Lineage: Eukaryota; Metazoa; Arthropoda; Insecta; Lepidoptera; Pyralidae
Exons: 6
Coding region: 146-2692 (848 amino acids)
Biological process (GO): rRNA base methylation; maturation of LSU-rRNA
Cellular component (GO): nucleolus
Molecular function (GO): rRNA (cytosine-C5-)-methyltransferase activity; RNA binding
Source: RefSeq, a predicted model, not a curated record
CAAUAAGGAACAUAACCAAGUUCCAUGAGCGAGGCGAGCUGUCAAAAAUAAAAAACACGUGUGGUAGUGAUAGUUGAAUAUAGUGGUUUAAAAUUAAGAUUCCAGUGGAUCUUUAAUAAUCUUCGUUAUAAUUAAAUUGUAAACCAUGGGACGUAAAGCAAAAUUCGAUGAAACAAAAAAAGUAAAAAAGGGUCCUGGUAGAAAAGCUAAGAAACAAGGAGACCCUGUCUUCCGCAAGGAAUUGAUUGAUGAUGAUGAACCAAAAAAACUAAGCCACAGGCAAAAGCAGCGGGCUGCAAGGCGAGUGAAGAAAAAGACGGAAUUAGCAGAGAAGAGAAAAUCUCUCAAAGAGGCGAAGAAAAAUGUCGCCAAACAGACUGAGUUAAAGGUUGAGGAGAACUCUGAUAAUGAUUCUAAUGAUGAAAAUGUACAAGGAUUUACUGAUGAUAAUAAAGAGUGGUUGAAGCCAAAACAAAAUGUGAAAAGCAAAAAGACAAAGGUACCUGACACCGAUGAUAGUGACAGUGGCCAUGACGAAGGUUCUGAGGGUGAAAGUAGUGAUGGCAGUCCAGAAGAGGCAGGAAAAACAGGUCCUGGAGAGAAAUACAAGGUUGGUACUUUGGAUGACCUCUUUCAAGAUUCAGAUAAUGAAAAUGACGAAGCUGCAUCAGAGGAUGAAGGUGCAGAAAUAUCAGGGAAAUUGGAAUACAACUCUGAUUCUGAUGAAGAAAAAAGUGAUGAUGAUGAUGACGGCGAUAAUGACAUGCUUCCAAUAGAGAAGGCAAAUCUUAAACUUAAAAAAAAGCAAAAAUUGGACAAGAAGUUAGCUGAUGAUGAGAUGCAAUUAAAUAUAUCUAAACAGGAUGUUUUUGCAUUCCCCACAGAAGAGGAACUUGAAAAUCCAACCAGUUUGCAGGAUGUUCAUCAGAGGAUAAAAGAUGUGGUUUCAGUACUGACUGAUUUUAGUCGCUUAAAACAGGAAGGUCGGUCACGUUGUGAAUACACAGACCUGUUACUGAAAGACCUCUGCACAUAUUACAGUUACAAUGAAUUCCUCUUGGAAGUGUUGAUGCAAAUAUUUCCAGUUGAAGAAUUGGUUGAGUUCUUAGAGGCCAGUGAAGUUGCAAGGCCAGUAACAAUUAGAACAAACAGCCUUAAGACUAGAAGAAGAGAUUUAGCUCAGGCUCUGAUAAAUAGAGGUGUUAAUCUGGACCCUGUUGGUAAAUGGAGUAAAGUGGGUCUUGUUGUCUACAGUUCUACAGUGCCCAUUGGUGCAACACCUGAAUAUUUAGCUGGCCAUUACAUCUUACAAGGAGCAUCAAGUUUCUUGCCUGUUAUGGCAUUGGCUCCACAAGAAAAUGAAAGAAUACUGGACAUGUGUGCAGCUCCUGGUGGUAAAGCAUCUCAUAUUGCUGCUAUUAUGAAAAAUACUGGAGCACUAUUUGCAAAUGAUGCAAACAAAGAGAGGACAAAGGCUGUAGUGGGCAAUUUUCACAGACUGGGUGUUGUUAAUGCUGUAAUCUGUAAUUAUGAUGGCCGUGAAUUCCCAAAUGUGAUCAAAGGGUUUGAUAGGGUUUUGUUAGAUGCCCCAUGCACUGGUACGGGAGUCAUUGCUAAAGAUCCCAGUGUAAAAACAACGAAAGAUCAAAAAGAUAUUCAAAGGUGUUUCAAUCUUCAAAGGCAGUUGUUGCUAGCAGCCAUAGACUGUUGUAAUGCUAAGUCUAGCACAGGUGGAUAUAUUGUAUACUCCACUUGUUCAAUAUUGCCUGAAGAAAAUGAAUGGGUGGUGAAUUAUGCCUUGAAGCGAAGAAAUGUUAAAUUGGUUCCAACUGGCCUUGAUUUUGGAACUGAAGGUUUUGUAAAAUACAGACAUCAUAGGUUCCACCCAUCUUUGAAACUGACAAGAAGAUUUUAUCCUCACACACAUAAUAUGGAUGGUUUCUUUGUUGCAAAACUGAAGAAAUUCUCUAAUGUUAUUCCUGAACCUGUCAAGGAUGAGGAUGAUGAAGAAGAAAAUAAAACAGUGCCUGAAGCGGAACAGAAUGGUGAUGCUGAUUCCAGUGAUGACGCCAAGGCAAAUAUCACAAAGAAAAUCAAUGCCGUUAAAAGACCAGCUGAACUUGUUGAUAUUGGUCCUCAGAAAAAGAAAAAUAAGCCUCAAGGUGGCAAAAGCACUAAUCCUAAUGCUGCUCAGUCACAACCAAACGAAGGUAAGAAGAAAAAGCAUAAAAAGAAUAAGAAAAACAAACUAGCAACUGAUGGUGAAAAUAAUAAGCAAAUUAACAAUGUAGCCAACAUUCAAAGCAAUAAAGACAAUAAUGGUCAAGAAAAAACUGGCAAGAAGAAAAAGAAUAAACAAAAGAAUAAAAUUACUAAUGGAGAUAACAUGAAAAGCAAUGCACAAGUGGGCACAGGAACAGUAAAUAGGGUCCAAUCAGUUUCAAGUAAUACCAUAAGUUCAAGUCCAAUUAAGAAAAAUAAGGACAAAUAUAAGCCGUCAGGAGGUGUCAAUGCUAUAACUGGCAGUAAAAUUGAAAAUAAAAUACCAGAAAAUUUGGAAGCAGCAGUUGCGAAAAAACUGAAAAAUAAAAUGAAGAAACAGAAAAAGAAAAUAGGAGGUCUGAAAGAAAAGAGCGUUAUAAAACCACAGAAGAAACCUCAACAGGGUAUGGGGAAAAAAAUCAAAACAUAAUUUAUUGUUUUAAGUGAGAUUAUAAUAAAUUACUUAAUUGAUUUUUAA